UUGCCAAACAAAUGGAUAAUACAAUUAUUGGCAUUAUUUUCAAACUUUUAUUACUAUUGAUUGGCCAAUCAAUUGCUCAACAAUUUGAUAAUACUCUCUGUCAAAGUGAGGGAUUUUUUCGGGACCCCAAAGAUUGUGUCCAAUUUUAUCGAUGUGUUCCCGACGAGACAGCCGGUAGACUUCGUAUAUACCGUUUUGCUUGUCCUCCCGGCACUGUGUUUGACGAGAGAAACUCGGUGUGCAAUUGGCCUCAUUCGGCACCGCCAUGUGAUGCAUCAUCACCUGCAACACUACCACAGAACCAGUACAAUGGGGUUCAAUCAUCAGCAGUGGCUAACGAUCCUAACCUAAAUGGCCAAUCAUAUGCCAGACCUCAGAUGCGUCCUGAGGACAGUUAUUACUACCAACCGGUCGGACAACCGGCCGCUUCCUCUGGUGAUGUUACCUAUGAACUCGAGCCACUCGACCAAUCUGUUAGAUCGCCCGCAUCGGGUCGCUCACAGCGCUCACAAAAUACUGCCCGACCGCGAGCUCAGCCCAAAACAACUACAACUGCCGCACCAUUACUGCCAACAAGUAAUGCAAACGAAAGGUUUCCAAACAUUAGACCACAAGACCCGUCGCGUUAUUUUUCGCCGGCACCGGACAAUACUCAAUCCGAUGAUGACUGGGCUCAACCAUCACCUAAGGCUGAUGGACAGGGAGAUGGUUCACAAAAUGAUCGGAUUAGCCAACAAAAAGAUGACAACUUAGAGGACACAGAUGUCCAACAAAAAGAACAGCAACAACAACAACAAGAAGAAGAUGAUAGCGACAGUCACUCAGAUGCCAGUCCUUCAAUGAAAACCACUGCCAAACCGCCGACAAAAACUGCCACAAAACCCAGUGCUAAACCGCAAACUAAAUCUAAACCGCAAACCAAAUCUAAACCUAAACCACAAUCGCAAACAAAACCGGCUACAAAAGGCAAGCCGACCAGUGAUGAGGCGACUAAAGGAAAGACCAGAUCAAAACCAAAGCCUACUCCGCCAGUUAAAUCACCGACAAAGACAAGCACUGCCCCUAAAAAACAAACUACAACUGCCAGUCCUAGUGCUACACCAAUGACUUCAACUAAUGCUGCCACUGAUGCUGAAGAAGAACAACAGACCACUACUACAGAAACUUCCGGCGGUUCUGAAGAUGAAGCCACAGAAGUACCGAAAGAGACACAACAAUCGGGCGAACAGAUUAGUCAAGCGAAGGAUACGGAUGACGAAGAUUUACCGUCGGCCGAUGAGGACUGUAAUUGUUCGCCAGUACGGCGUAUAUAUCAGUGCCGAACAACCGGUUCGUUUAGAGAUCCAAAACGAUGUAAUAUGUUUUACAAGUGUACCGAAACUGAUGGAGGAUUCAAUGCCGAUCAAUACGAGUGCGAUGAGGGUAUGGUUUUUGAUGAAAAAUCAGGGAAAUGUGAUAAGGAAUCGACCAGUAAUAAGUGUCCUACAAAAAAGGCUACCAGUGCUCAAACAGAUGACAGCAAAAAGGGUGGUGUGUUAGCCCAGCAAAAGGAUAAGCCACGGUUCACACCCAGACCUACUGCCAAACCAUUGUCAAGAUCCUCUGAACCGACUGAAGAUGAAGAAGAGUCAACACCAAGCGAUAGCACUGAUAGUUCUACCGAAGCAACGACAGAGUCGUCAACCCAGACAUCACCAGAAACAACAUCAGAAUCAACUGAAACAUCUUCAACUGAAUCUUCAACUGAAUCUUCAACUGAAUCUUCAUCUGAAUCUUCAUCUGAAUCGUCAACAGAAACAACAUCUGAAGCUUCCACCACAAAGUCAUCUGAGGAGACGACUACAUCUCAGUCCACGGAUACAACUUCCAGUGAUGAACCGUUAGACAGUACAAGUGAACCAUCGACUGAGACAACAUCCGAAUCAUCUACCAGUACGUCAACCGAAAGCAGUACAGAGCAGUCAUCUGAGUCGCCGACAUCCGAGUCAACAGAAUCCUCAUCUGAACCAACAACUGCCAGUCCUUCAAGUGAAUCGACAACAGAAGCAGCGACUGAAACAACAGAAAACGAAAGCUCGUCAAAGACCACAUCUGAAGAAUCGUCAGAUAAAACAACUACUGAAGCGUCGAGUGAGACGACCACACCUGCAAAAGAUGAAGAGACGACAUCACCAACAUCUGAGACGAGUGCAGACACAACUACUACAGCACCCGAAGAAACAACUACCGAAUCUGAAAGUGUUGAGACAACUGACGAGUCAACUGAUGGACAAAAAUCAACUAAAUCUGAUUUAAGAAAACCAUCGCAACGUACAACUGAACCAACUGUUCAACAACAAGAAGAAGACGAACACGAAGAUGAAGAAGAGGACACACCGAUAGACACAUCGACAUCAAAGCCAGAGAAACCUAAACCUGCGGCGCAGAGGACUAAAGCUCCAACAAAAACCAAGUCUACAACACCUUCAAGUGAUGAACCUAUUGAACAACAACACGAAGACGAUAGCGACAGUGCUUCUGGUGCUCAGCAACAACGGCCCACACAAAGACCUAUAUUUAAACCUAAACCUAAAACAAGUACUACUACUGCAGCACCUGAAAACAGUAGUGAAGAACCAGUUGAACAACAAAAAGUAGGUCAAAUACCUGAAGAUGAUGCACAAGUAGAUCAACAACAACAACAAGAGGAACAGAUACCUGAAGAUAGCAAACAGUCUGCCAAUGAUAAGGAUAGACAGCAAGAAGAAGAACAACAGCAACAACAGAUUCCACAAGAAGAUGAACCACAAGAGCAGCAACAACAACAUGAAGACAAUGAGGAUCAGCAACCAAUACAACAACAACAUGAAGACAAUGAGGAUCAGCAACCAAUACAACAACAACAUGAAGAACAAAUACCUCAAGAACCUGAAAAUCAUCACCGAUUUACAGAACGUCCUCAACAGUCAUCAACAACACCCGUACCACGAGAUGAACAACAACACAUACAACAAGUUACAGAUGACGAGCAGUUACCCGAAGAUAAACCUCCAGUUAGGGGUCGGCCAUCACAGCGACCAACUGAUCCAUUUGAACAGGAAGAUGUAGCUAUGGUUGAUCAUGGAUUUGAUUCAUCCAAUCGCCAAGAUGGACAAUUUAGUCCAAUACCCGAACGUAAUAGACAACCACACGGAGGAGGAGUAGGACAACAAUCUGGUCAAUCAGGCUUUCAGUGCACCGAAGAGGGCUUUUUUAGAGACCCUAACGAUUGUAACGCAUUCUACCGGUGCGUCAAUCAGUUUGGUCUAAAAAGGUUUGACUUCCGGUGCGGCGCUGGUCUUCAUUUUGACGAGAGAUAUAAGGUAUGCAAUUGGCCACAGUCUGCUUAUCCGUCAUGUCAGGGAUCAGGUAGUCAACAACAGCAACAGAGACAACCAUCUAUACCGCAGCAAAAACCAUCGCAACAACCAAUUCAGGAUCAGUUCAUUGAAUACAGUCCUCAAGAGUCGAGGAAUCGAUUGAACAGUGAUAGUCAAGUGCGCGAACCCAACCAACCUGUCAAAGGUGGUACAAAAUCAGGUGAUAGUUCAAAAAAAUCUCCAUCACAACAGGUAAGUCCUCAACAAUCAAAUGGUGCCACAAAAGGACAGACAUCACAACAAUCUACAAAAUCUGUGUCAAGACCUAAACCACCGGUAAAGAGCAGACCACAGACUACUAAUGCUAUCAAACCUUCAACUAACACAAGGGAACCGAUGAAAGAUCAGCAAAAAACCACUGGAAAGAGUCCUACAAAAGGAGGAUCGGGUGCUAAACCUAAACCGGCAACAAAAGGACAAACAAAAAGUAGUGUCAAUAGUGGUAUCAAAGAUAAACCACGAUUUACACCACGCCCUCAACAGCAGCAAAAAGGUGGUAAACAUAUGGACACUACGACUAAAGGCAAUAAACAGAAAAGUCCGGCAAAUGUCGGCCGAAAAACAAAAAAUACCCCAAGAAGUGAACCGAUGAAGAAAGUCGAUAAUCAACAGUCGUCGACACAACAGAAAACUAAACCAAUGUUUAAUCCGAGACCACAACAGAGUGAACGCAUCAAAUCGUCGACUUCGAAGGCAGCGGCGGCGGCACCGGGAGGUCAACGAAAAGCGCAAAAUAAUAAAAAUAAACCGCAAAAGAAGUCUAACGGCGCUCAACAACAACAAACAGCUCAACAGUUUAUUCAACAACAGAGACGCCGUCGUCAGUCUAAAUCGGAUACAUUACGGGACAAGAUUUUUGUGGCACAAGAGUCCCAACGGGUGCUCAAAAAGUUAGAGCCUGUAGCUCAAGACUACUAUCCAUUCAAUAGCUAUAAUAUUGGUUCACAACGGAAAGCAUUUAAAUGUCAAAAAGAGGGUUACUUUAGACAUCCCUCUGAUUGCUCAAAAUUUUACCGAUGCGAUCGUACACCUGUCCUACGUAUGCACGAGUUUGCCUGUCCUCCAGGUCUACACUUUGACCCGAGCAAAGGUCAAUGUAAUUGGCCAAUACUUGUAUCGCCACGUUGUGGUAGUACUGGCCAUAAUACCGGUACUAUUGUCGGGGAUAAACAAGUAGUUAGUAAUCAACUAUUAUUCAGUUCGCCAACAAAUUAUCAAAAUUAUAAUAACUAUAAUAAUAAACCUCAAGAUAUCGUUAGAUUUAAUGAAAGUCCAUUAGAGUCAAGUAAUAGAUUGAUUUAUAGUAAUGGUCCAAAACAUACCGGUGCUCUCUCACAAUAUUGGCCUAAUUAUAGUCAAUAUUGGAAUAAAAAUUUUGGUUAA
Molecule: messenger RNA, 4781 nt
Organism: Oppia nitens
Lineage: Eukaryota; Metazoa; Arthropoda; Arachnida; Sarcoptiformes; Oppiidae
Product: transcriptional regulator ATRX-like
Exons: 6
Coding region: 12-4781 (1589 amino acids)
Cellular component (GO): extracellular region
Molecular function (GO): chitin binding
Source: RefSeq, a predicted model, not a curated record